AUGGCGGAGACAGAGAAAGAGGCGGUGUAUUUCUUCGUAAACGGUGGUGACGAAGAUAAUGACUUAGAACUAGAAUUGGAUAUAGAAGAGAAUGGUUAUCAUGACUACGAUGAAGAUGCUUGUGAUAAGUUUGAUGAUAGACUUUCACAGUCGUCGUCUUUCGCUUCUCAGAAAUGGCCUCAGAGUGUCAGGGAGACAACAGAUAUCUACACAAUUGCUGCAUCGCCAAGUUUUGGAGCCCUUGGGUCUGCACCAAGUACUAAUUAUCCAGUUUGUGAUAUUGGGACCCAAAGUAACUUGGAUCUGGAUGCGAAGACUCCAUUGCUGCCCGACUAUGAAAAAAAAAAUCUACAAGAUGACCUUGAUUGGGUCUCAAGAACGCAGUCAUCAUGGUCAGAGAAAGCUUCAUUCCAUAGGCAAUUCACUGGAGAGCUUCCCACUAGCCAUGGAUGUAGCUUUGCUCAAACCAUAUUCAAUGGAGUAAACGUAAUAGCCGGAGUUGGGCUUCUUUCCACGCCUUAUUCGGUGAAAGAAGCUGGCUGGGCAAGCUUGGUGGUGCUUGUUCUUUUUGCAAUUGUGUGUUACUAUACAGCUAUUCUUAUGAAAUACUGUUUUGAGAGCAAGGAAGACAUCUCAACCUUCGCAGAUAUGGGAGAAGCUGCUUUUGGAAAAUAUGGACGCAUUUUCACAUCUAUCAUUUUGUAUUCAGAACUAUAUACAUCUUGUGUGGAAUUUAUUAUUUUGGAAGGGGAUAAUCUGACAACGCUAUUCCCUGGAAUAUCCUUUGAUUGGUUUGGUUUUCAACUUGACUCCAUGCACUUCUUUGGAAUUGUCACAGUCCUCAUCACUCUACCAACUGUUUGUUUGAGGGAUCUGCGAUUGAUCUCUUACCUUUCAGCUGGUGGGGUCAUUGCCACCAUUGUCGUAGUUCUUUGUCUUGUUGUUCUUGGUACAGUAGAUGGAAUUGGAUUUCAUCAAACUGCUCCAGUGGUGAACUGGAAGGGCAUUCCUUUUGCGAUUGGUGUGUAUGGGUAUUGCUAUUCAGGGCAUUGUGUGUUCCCAAAUAUUUACCAAUCAAUGGCAGAUAAAACUAAAUUCACUAAGGCAUUGGCAAUAUGUUUUGUUUUGUGCGUCAUAAUAUACGGGGCCGCUGCGAUCAUGGGAUUCCUCAUGUUUGGUCAAGGCACAUUGUCCCAGAUAACCUUAAAUAUGCCAGCACAUGCAGUUGCUUCCAAAGUUGCAUUGUGGACUACACCAAAUGCUACAACAGAAACAAGAAAUGCUGCAUGGGAGUAUGUAUCCAGUAUACACCCCAAGGUGGAAAACAUUCAAAGGCACUCGAUUGUCGAUACCGAGUGUCACUGCCUGGACACUGCAACUUCAGCUGCUGUCCCAUCUGCCAAUUAUACUUACUACACACAUCAGCAUCUUUUCACUAAACAGAGGCAUUUUUUCUCUAAUGCAAAAGCAGUUAUAAUCCCGGCCUCAUGUUUUCUGAAGAUUCUGGGAAAGAAAGCAACGACAAUGCAGGUUGUUCUGAGUAUUGCAAUUGUUGUGUUGGGCAUAGUCAGUGCUGUCUUGGGAACGUACUCUUCGGUGUCAGAGAUUUUGAAGCAGUACUAA
Messenger RNA from Ilex paraguariensis (yerba mate), 1623 nucleotides. The record is from the annotation of a GenBank genome assembly. Lineage: Eukaryota; Viridiplantae; Streptophyta; Magnoliopsida; Aquifoliales; Aquifoliaceae.